Molecule: messenger RNA, 973 nt
Organism: Salvia miltiorrhiza (redroot sage)
Lineage: Eukaryota; Viridiplantae; Streptophyta; Magnoliopsida; Lamiales; Lamiaceae
Exons: 2
Coding region: 416-811 (131 amino acids)
Source: RefSeq, a predicted model, not a curated record
AUCUUCAACAUUAGUUAUUACAUACAUCAAGAAGCACCGCCACCAACAAAACCCACCAUUUUCCAAGACCAAGAAAAUAAAAGAAGUCCAUGAAAUACAAGAUGCUCAGUCUCCUUAACACAGAAAUGAGAUACACAUAUCAGUCAAUAUCUCUUCCCUCUACUGUCAUACACAAUGAAUCAUGACAUAACUGGUCAUUUCAACCUCACUUCACUUAUGUUAUUCGGUCAAUUUACCACCCCUAAUUAGAAUGAGACAAGGAGAGAGAGGGAGAGAAAAUUAAGGGAGCGGGUCAUUGAGUUGAAGCGCGGGUCAAAACCCGUCCGCAUACAAUAAUUUGCGGAAAGAAAAUAUCUGUCACAACACAAAUAAAAGUUUCUCCAUAUCUGAUAACAUAAACGAGACAGUGAGUCACAUGAUGUUAUGCAACAACUCCGUCUCUUCUCCAACUCUCCUUCGUCUUAUCCCCACCACCCACCACCCGCCGCCGCUCCAGCAAAUCUCGCCAGUGGGGCGGCGGAGAGCUAUUUCGGUGGUGACACGCGCGGGGCCCAGCACCACCAGCUACAUAUUUGCCUUCAUUUUUCCAUUAUCUCUUCUGGCCGUCACAACUAUCACAUCUAUAAGAAUGGCUGACAAGCUCGACCAGAAGUUUCUCGAAGAGCUUGCAGUAAACCAAGCAAUACUGGAAGCAGAGGAAGGUGAAGAGAAGGAAGAUGAAGUCUCCGUCUCUUCCGAAGAGGAAGAAGCGAAGCCACUUCGCAGGCGCAAUCGCCCCAAACGACAAGCAGAGCCGUCGUCUAUACAGUAGGUCGUGGCACAAGAGAUGUGAACCGUUGUUGUAAUACUUCUUUUUUGUUUCUAUGUCUGUCUUUUAAUUUAUGUUAAGGGGUACAGGAUUGCACAAGAUAAUUCACAGUUCUCCAUGUAAGUUAUGCAGCUAUUAUACAGAGAGAAGCAAAUUUCAAACCUA